AUGGCUACGGUAUAUCAGAAACGUCAUAGACCAUCAGCAAGGCCUUCAAGCAAUCAAGAGACAGGAAGCAGGUACCUUCUCAAGAGUUUUCUGUCUGGAGUUCUGGCUGUCCUGGGAGCCUUGACCUACUAUAUUGCUUCAGGCCAAGUCGGACCAGAGACCGCACAGUGGCUGGCAGAUCAUGCGUCUAUCGUACCAGUCACUGAAAAUCUGGCCAGGCUGCUUGCCAACCCAGACCAGGAGGCUGUCAGCCCAAUCCAAAAGGCCGCUGAUCCAAUCCAGCAUAUCGACACGCCUACACCCAGGCAUAUUAUUGUGUCUUACCAACCACUAAUCAUUAUCCUGGAGGACUUCCUUUCCCAAGGCGAAGCAACUUACAUUGAGAAUUUAGCGCAAGGAGGUCGACAUAAUAUAUCGCAUAGAGGGGAGUCUACCGCCCCCAGCUCGCCGAGAAGCCUAAAGUUUUCCAUUUCCACCACGGACCCCGUCGUGGAGCGUGUAAUCACACGGGCCACGAGCUUGCAGGGCUUCCUGCCUAAAGAAAGACUCCACACAAAGGUAAUAAGAUACGCUCCCGCCCAGAGAGAACAGCCACAUUAUGGGCGGUCACAUCGUGAGAUGCCGCGAAAGGCCGCUCGGCGCGGCGAGGCGACAAAUGCGUGCAUGGUUGCCGGUGCGAGACCGAAGCAUGGAGAUGUAAGCGAGGCGAGGGCGCAUGACCGCAAACGAGACCAUCACAGGCUGUCCCAUCACCUCCACCACAGCAGACGCAAAAACGGGUUGAACCCAGGGUUUGGAUGCCAUAGCAACGGCAUCAGCGUCGAAAAGGAUAGGCCCGAAUGGGAAACGACAAUCUCGGUCGUUCUCAAAGCGACGUGUGGAGGCGGCUGCGGGACGCAGUUCCCCAAGAUUCACAUCGACUGGUCGGCCGAGGAUCCUCGCUGGUGCGACCUUGUCGAUUGUGAUGAGAAGGCUCUCACCAUCAAGGCGAAGCCAGGGAACGCAAUCUUUUGGAAGAAUACCAACGCCGUUGGCGGCCGUGACGAUGCCACUCUGCACACGAGUUUGUCGGUGCCGAACGGUGACAAGGUCGAAUUGAACAUUUGGGCAGUCAAUGGAAUGCCAGCUGUGUAG
Pyricularia grisea is the source of this 1134-nucleotide messenger RNA. RefSeq lists its product as uncharacterized. Gene Ontology annotation, molecular function: procollagen-proline 4-dioxygenase activity. The record is from RefSeq and is a predicted model, not a curated record. Lineage: Eukaryota; Fungi; Ascomycota; Sordariomycetes; Magnaporthales; Pyriculariaceae. Gene Ontology annotation, biological process: peptidyl-proline hydroxylation to 4-hydroxy-L-proline. The transcript has 2 exons. Gene Ontology annotation, cellular component: endoplasmic reticulum. Bases 1 to 1134 code for a protein of 377 amino acids.